AUGAACCAAAAGGAUUGCGAAUGUAUGUUAUCAGCUUUUGAUGAAACAGUAAAAAUAGGAAUGAACAGCAUUAUGCCUAUAAAGUCUAUCAAAGUUUAUCCUAAAGACGCACCCUGGAUGACUAUAAAGCUUAAGGAACUUAUACGUUUACGGCAGCUAGCUUUCCACUCCAACAAAGAAGGUAGCGAAUAUAAAACUUUGAGGACCAAAGUGAACAGAGAAAGGAAAACUAGCAAAGCAAAGUUUUAUUCAUUUAAAGUUGAAGAUUUGAAAGGUAAAAACCCCAAACAGUGGUGGAAGGAGAUCAAUAGGCUGAGUGGAGCGUUUACUCUGAGGAGUACAGACUCAGGUGACCUACUAAAUAAACUACAGGCAAUUCCAGAGCUACAAGAUAUGCCACGCAGGGACAUUGCAAAUCAAUUAAAUGCCGCAUUUUUAGAGCCUCUUCAAGCUUUCCACUUACUUGACCCUACUACAGUACGCGUACCUUUAGAAAAUGAUUCCGACAUCCUACAACUUCCUGUUUAUUGA
Paramuricea clavata is the source of this 531-nucleotide messenger RNA. Lineage: Eukaryota; Metazoa; Cnidaria; Anthozoa; Malacalcyonacea; Plexauridae. The record is from the annotation of a GenBank genome assembly.